AUGCCCGAAACAAAAAGAGUUCGUCAAUUCCAUUCCCGGACGUAUGCUGACGAAGUUCUGAAAGGGAUUGAUGUGGCAGGGAAAACAUAUGCUAUUACUGGAACCACAUCGGGAAUCGGUGUUGAUACUGCAGAAGUACUGGCCUUGGCUGGAGCUCAUGUAGUCUUAAUCAAUAGAAAUUUACGAGCAUCGGAAACCCAGAAAAGGAAAAUUUUGGAGAAGAAGCCAGAUGCGAAGGUUGAUAUUAUUUAUUGCGAUUUGAGCGAUUUGAAGACUGCUAGAAAAGCUGGAGAGGAGUAUUUGAAGAAAAAGUGGCCAAUACAUGGACUUAUUCUCAAUGCAGGAGUCUUUCAACCUGCUGUUGCUAAGACAAAAGAUGGCCUUGAAUCACAUUUCGGUGUUAAUGUCCUUGCUCAUUUUACACUUCUCCGAAUCCUGCUUCCAGUGGUUCGACUCUCCGCGCCGUCCAGAAUUGUAAUACUUUCUUCAACUCUCAGUUCCAGACAUGGUUUCAAAAAAUCUAUGGGAAUAACUGAGAAGUUGAAAAUUCUUCAAGAAGAGAAAGCUUCUGCGUCAUCUCUUCAGCUUUAUGGAGCUUCGAAAAUGGCAGAUAUGCUGAUUGCAUUCAAAUUACACAGAGAUGAGUAUAAAAAUGAAAUUAGCACAUAUUUCGUGCAUCCCGGGGAUGGAGUUAGAACCGACAUUUUCAGAGAUUCUACACUCGGAAAGGUGCUAACUGUUCUCUCAACGCCUUGUAUAAAAAACUGCAGCCAGGGGGCAGCGACAACAGUAUACUGUGCUACUCACCCAGAAGUUGAAAAAAUCUCUGGAAAAUAUUGGGAGUCUUGCUGGGAUAACGAUAAAAUUGAUAAGAAGACAGCUAGAGAUGAGGAGUUACAGGAAGCUUUAUGGAAGAAAUUGGAGGAGCUGGACGAUGGCAUUAAUGGUCAAGUCACUGCAUUCUGA
Caenorhabditis elegans is the source of this 966-nucleotide messenger RNA. RefSeq names its product Ketoreductase domain-containing protein (gene K10H10.6). The coding region runs from base 1 to 966 and encodes 321 amino acids. The transcript is spliced from 5 exons. NCBI's taxonomy places the organism in Eukaryota, Metazoa, Nematoda, Chromadorea, Rhabditida, Rhabditidae. The record is from RefSeq and is marked reviewed.